Molecule: messenger RNA, 1965 nt
Organism: Fulmarus glacialis (Northern fulmar)
Lineage: Eukaryota; Metazoa; Chordata; Aves; Procellariiformes; Procellariidae
Gene: UNC45A
Product: unc-45 homolog A (C. elegans)
Exons: 13
Molecular function (GO): Hsp90 protein binding
Source: RefSeq, a predicted model, not a curated record
GAGGACUAUGCCAAGGCAGAGGCUGAUGCAUCUAAAGCCAUUGAAGCCGAUGGCCGGGACAUGAAGGCACUGUUCCGCCGGAGCCAGGCGCUGCAGAAGCUGGGCCGCCUGGACCAGGCUGUCAGUGACCUGCAGCGGUGCGUGAGCCUGGAGCCCAAGAACAAGGCCUUCCAGGAGGCCCUACGCUCCCUGGGGAGCAGCAUGCACGAGAAGAUGAAGACCAUGUCCUGCACGGACUCGAAGGUAGAGCAGAUGUUCCAGAUCUUGCUGGAUCCUGAAGAAAAGGAUGCGGACAAGAAGCAAAAGGCUGCACAGAACCUGAUAGUGCUGGCGCGAGAGGAGGCCGGAGCAGAGAAGAUCUUCCAAAGCGAUGGUGUGCGGCUGCUGACGCAGCUGCUCGACACGGCCAAGGCUGACCUGAUGCUGGCGGCCCUGCGCACCCUCGUGGGGCUGUGCUCCGGGCACCGCUCCCGGACCAUGGCCAUCCUAGCGGAGCUGGGGGCCCCUCGUCUCUCAGCGGUGCUGGGUGUGGAGCACGAGCAGGUUUCCCUGGCUGCUUGCAACCUUCUGCACGUGAUGUUCGAUUCCCUGAAGGAGGGGCUGCAGAAGGACUUCCGUGGCAAGGAGGAUGCGGUGGUGCUGGAUUCCUCCAAGGACCUGAAACUGCUGAUCAAGCACCUCCUGGAGCUGCUAGCGCUGGAAGGGGCCUCUGCGCAUGGCCGUGACAACGCCCUCAACCUGCUCAUCAAAGUGGUGCCCAGGAAGUCACCGAAGGAGACCAAUAACAGCAUGAGCCUCUGGGUGAUCGACCAGGGCCUGAAGAAGAUCCUGGAGGUGGGAAGCACAGUGUGCGGUGCCCCGGGCAGCCUGCCCGUGACGGAGAACAGCCGGAUGAGCGCCUCAGUUCUGCUGAGCAAACUUUAUGAUGACCUGAAAUGUGAUGCUGAGAGGGAAAACUUCCACCACUUGUGCGAGGACUACGUGAGGAGCUGGUUCGAGGGGCACGAGCUGGCUGGGAAGCUGCGGGCCAUCCAGACGGUGUCGUGCCUGCUGCAGGGCCCCUCGGAUGCUGGGAACAGGGUGCUGGAGCUGGAGGGGAUCAUGGACAGCGUGCUGUCCCUCUGCGCCUCCGUCUGUGAGGCGCACCAGCUGGUAGCGGUGGAGGCACUGAUCCACGCUGCUGACAAGGCCAAGCGCGCCUCCUUCAUCACAGCCAACGGUGUCAGCCUGCUCAAGGAGAUCUACAAGCACAGCGAGAGGGACAGCAUCCGCAUCCGGGCGCUGGUGGGGCUCUGCAAGCUGGGAUCCGCCGGAGGCACCGACUUCAGCAUGAAGCAGUUUGCUGAGGGCUCCACGAUGAAAUUGGCCAAGCAGUGCCGCAAGUGGCUCUGCAAUGAGACAAUCGAUGCGGGCACGCGGCGCUGGGCGGUGGAGGGCCUGGCCUACCUCACCUUCGAUGCGGAUGUCAAGGAGGAGUUUGUGGAGGACAAGGCAGCGAUGCAGGCCAUGUUCCACUUAGCCAAGUCGGAGGACAGGAGUGUGCUCUACGCUGUCGCCUCCACACUAGUGAACUGCACCAACAGCUAUGACCACGAGGAGCCGGACCCCCAGAUGCUGGAGCUGGCCAAGUACGCCAAGCAGCACAUUCCGGAGCAGCACCCCAAGGAGCAGAAAGAGGGUGUCCGGGAGUCUGGUACAGCCUGGUACACACUGCAGGUGUCUGGAUGCUGUUGGGACCCAGUGUGGCAGGUCCCUGACGCCAGCUGCUCCUGCUUUGUCCCCAGGGUGUUCCUAGCACUGGUGGAGGAGGCGGAGGACCGGGGCGGUGUGGUUGCGCAGGGAGGAGGCAAGGCUCUCAUCCCACUAUCCCUGGAGGGCACCGAGGUGGGGCAGACCAAGGCAGCUCAGGCCCUGGCAAAGAUCACCAUCACCUCCAACCCGGAGAUGGCCUUCCCCGGAGAGCGG